Messenger RNA from Sturnus vulgaris (Common starling), 3961 nucleotides. NCBI's taxonomy places the organism in Eukaryota, Metazoa, Chordata, Aves, Passeriformes, Sturnidae. The record is from RefSeq and is a predicted model, not a curated record.
CAUUACAUUGGAUACUAUCACCAUUUAUCACACUAUAAUAACAUCUAGCCACAGUUGUAAAAUGUUACAGUAGCCUAGGAAGGUGGGUUAAUUGUGCUCACAACUAUCUUCUCUUGGACCUGUGCAAGUGUAUAGAUAUUGCUGAUUCUUCUUAAUCUGCAUGUUGAUGUAUCAGAGUUACGUCAUCACAUGAGAAUUGCUUACCUCUGACAAUUCUUUAGCUAAAAUAACACUGCAGGAUUAAAUACAAAAGAGACUAGAUUUUGUAGCCACCAAAACAUCAAAGAACAUUGUAAUAGGUUCAACAAAGGGAGUAUUUGAGAGGAUGUAUUUGUACUUCAAGCACGGUAUGAAAUCUUUUGAGUUACUGGCAUGAGGAGUUCUGUUGAUCCAGAAUCAGAUGAAUUUUCUCAUCCGUUUUUAGGGGGUUGUACACCCUGGUUCAUUCUGGCUCAUAAAUGAUUAAGUAACAGAAAGGUAAACUGACUGAAAGAUCCAAUAUUGUUUAGGAUUAGGAAGAAACAUAACUUACCCCUCCACUCAGCCCUGGUGAGGAUGCAUGCUGAUUCCUGUGUCCCGUUCUGGGCUCCUCUGUACAAGGGAGAUGUGGAGCUCCUGGAGCAGGUCCAGCAGAGGCCACAAGGGUAAGAGGGAACUGGAGCACCUCUUACAAGGAAAAGCUGAGGGAGCUGGGCCUGUUCAGCCUUGAGAAGAGAUGACAGAGAGGGAACCUUACUAGUGUAUGAGGAACAACUUUAUUGGGUGACCGAGCACUGCAACAAUUGCCCAGAGGGGUUAUGGAGUCUCUUUCACUGCAGAUACCCAAGAAUCAUCUGGAGGCAAUCCUGUGCCCUGUGCUCUUGGGUGACUGCACUUAAACAGGAAGGUUGGACCAGAUAAGCCAUUGCAGUCCCUUCCAGUCUUACCCACUCUGUGAUUCUGUGAUAAUUUGCAGUUCAGAACAAAUCAAAAACAUACUGACGGUUUACUUUACAAUGCUACAUCUCUAAAGGGUGCUCUGUAGUAAACUGUGAAACAGCACUGGUGUUAUCAAGUGGUUCCUUCUAAAACCACAUUUUUAAAAUGUGCAGCACGGUGCCUGCCUAGAUGUAUCUCCUUCUGGAGAACAGCCCUUUGUGUCUCUGACACCAGGAUAGUUCUCUAUGACUUGCACAGAUGCAAAAUAAUUCUUUGCUUUUUUGUGGUAUAGCAGGAAGAAAGGGCAGAGAGCUUCCCAGUGGAUGGGUCCUCUACCUUUCCACCCAUGGUGGGCAUCAGUUAGAUUGUGGAAAGCUACAGGCCUUUGAGCUCAUAUAAACUCUUGUAUUUCUCGUUCUCUUCUGUUCUUUUCUUCACCUUCCAAAUAAAAACCUGUUACUGAGCUUUAUUUUUUUUUAAAUCCUCUUAAUGCUAAAGCUUUUCCAGAAUUCUAAUUAAGUCAAUAGAGAGUAAAAAAUGCUGCUCUAGAAUACUAGUUUUAAGUAAUCUUUUGUGUUAUUUAGUAAUUCUAGUUUAUGUUGAAUUUGUUGUGCAUUCACUGGUCUUUUCAGUACUUCUUUGUGAUGCUAAAAAUAUGCUUAGUCUGAACUAUGUUAAAUUAGUUUCCAUGGAAGUCAAUUAAAUACCCUUAAUUCCUUCUAAAUUAGCAAAUAAUGGAAAGAAUUAAGUCCUGACUUGGGCUUGUUCUCUAGAAACUCGAAUGAGAAUUUACACUGUUUGUCUGUGCACAUGUUUAGGGCAUACAAAAGGCCUGGUUGCCAGGCCAGUGUAACUGGAAUUGAUGAAACUGGGAAUAGCUGGCCUGGCGUUAACAGGCUGUGCUUUAUUUGCAGAAUUCAUGCGGAACCCCUGUGUGGAUGCUGGCUUGAUCCCUCCCUUGGUGCAGCUGUUAAACUGCAAAGACCAGGAAGUAUUGCUUCAAACAGGACGUGCCCUGGGCAAUAUAUGCUAUGAUAGCCAUGAGGGCAGGAACGCAGUUGACCAUGCAGGUGGUGCACAUAUUGUAGUAGACCAUUUAAGGUCACUGUGCAGUAAAACAGAUCCAGCCAGUGAGAAGCUCUUGACUGUCUUUUGUGGCAUGCUGAUGAACUAUAGCAAUGAGAAUGAUACCUUGCAGUCACAGCUUAUCAAUAUGGGUGUUAUUCCUACGUUAGUGAAACUGUUGGGCAUUCAUUGCCAAAAUGCAGCUCUGACAGAAAUGUGCCUUGUUGCAUUUGGCAAUUUAGCAGAACUCGAGUCAAGUAAGGAGCAGUUUGCCUACACAAACAUUGCUGAAGAGCUUGUGAAACUGUUCAAGAAGCAAAUAGAGCAUGAUAAAAAAGAGAUGAUUUUUGAAGUUUUGGCACCCCUAGCAGAAAACGAUGUUAUUAAACUGCAGCUGGUUGAAGCAGGUUUGGUGGAGUGCUUACUUGAGAUUGUCCAGAAGACUGUGGACAGUGACAAAGAGGAUGAUAUUGCAGAGCUUAAAACAGCUUCUGAUCUUAUGGUGCUGUUAUUGCUUGGAGAUGAAUCCAUGCAAAAGUUAUUUGAAGGAGGAAAAGGCAGUGUGUUCCAAAGAGUACUUUCAUGGAUUCCUUCCAAUAGUCAUCAGCUACAGCUUGCAGGAGCACUGGCUAUUGCAAAUUUUGCCAGAAAUGACGGAAACUGCAUCCAUAUGGUGGAUAAUGGCAUAGUUCAAAAGCUGAUGGAUCUGCUAGACAGACAUGUGGAGGAUGGAAACGUAACUGUGCAGCACGCUGCACUGAGUGCUCUCAGAAACCUGGCUAUUCCUGUUGUAAAUAAGGCUAAGAUGCUAUCAGCUGGUGUUGCAGAAGCUGUAUUGAAAUUUCUCAGAUCGGAGAUGCCCCCCGUUCAGUUUAAGCUGCUGGGAACAUUAAGAAUGUUAAUAGAUGCACAAGCAGAAGCAGCUGAACAGCUGGGCAAAAACGUAAAACUGGUGGAACGCUUGGUGGAGUGGUGUGAAGCAAAGGAUCAUGCAGGUGUGAUGGGAGAGUCCAACAGACUACUUUCUGCACUUAUACGACACAGCAAAUCAAAAGAUGUAAUUAGGACUAUUGUACAGAGUGGUGGCAUCAAGCAUUUAGUAACCAUGGCGACCAGCGAACACGUAAUAAUGCAAAACGAAGCUCUCGUUGCACUGGCAUUGAUAGCGGCUCUAGAGUUAGUCACUGCUGAAAAGGAUCUUGAAAAUGCUCAGCUUGUUCAGAUUCUACACAGACUGCUCUCAGACGACAGGAGUGCUCCAGAAAUAAAAUAUAACUCCAUGGUACUGAUCUGUGCUCUUAUAGGAUCUGAACCUCUUCAAAAGGAAGUGCAGAGCAUGGCGUUUCUAGAAGUCAUAUCAAAACUCCGCAGCCAUGAGAACAAAACUGUUGCCCAGCAGGCCUCGCUAACAGAGCAGAGACUUGCUGUAGAGAGCUGAGGAAGGUCUUGUUCCCAGUGCUUCCCAUCACAGAUUUCACCUUUGUCCUCUGUCCUGCUGCCGCUCCUGCUAUGUUUUCCACUGUAUCACUUGUGCAUGCGUGUAAUGUUCCCACAUAAAUUGAUGAACUGCUGUAGGUACCCGUCCAAAAAGGUUUCUACAAAUUCAUAGGUGGUGUUAACAUGAACCUGUCUCCACCCAUAACUGUUCUACUUGUAUUCUUGUUGCUUGGGCCACGUAGUAGAAUGUGCAUGUUGUAGUCCUAUGAUGAUGUAGAAGUGGUACUACACAAUUGACUCUUUCCUCAUGCCCCCUAACUGAAUAAAAAUGUACUACUAAAUUAGGGACAAUACGAGAUGCAGCAAGUCCAGACUAGUGUGCUGACUAUAGGAUUAAGAAGUAAAUCUUGCUCAAUUUUUGGUGCUUUGGAGAUUCAGGUUUGAAUGCAAUGUACUGCUGCUCAUUCACUGGUCUUGCCUAUUAAUGUCAAACUCGUGGUACCUAGAGGUAACAAAUAAAAAUUUCAGUGCUCUCACUUUA